Molecule: messenger RNA, 762 nt
Organism: Colletotrichum spaethianum
Lineage: Eukaryota; Fungi; Ascomycota; Sordariomycetes; Glomerellales; Glomerellaceae
Product: vacuolar protein sorting-associated protein 17
Exons: 1
Coding region: 1-762 (253 amino acids)
Source: RefSeq, a predicted model, not a curated record
AUGGCCGGCGCGACCGCCGACAUCAUCGUCAAGCCGUUUGAGGAGUACAAACGCACCGGCGAGUCCGCCGAAAACCUCGAGGAGCAGGUCGAAAAGACGCGGAGACACAGCCAAGCCCCCGCCUUCGCGAUGCUUCCCCUCCCCGGUGUUGGGGUCUCGGACAGCGCGGAGCACUCUACCGGGACCCGUCCGCCGCCAUCCAGGGGCAGUGAAGAGUCUUCGGGAAGGACGGGGGCUAUGGCGGUGGCGGCGGCCAACGGCGUCGGGAAGCUCGCCGGCAACGCGACCAAGGGCCUGUUCGUGGAUAUACCCCUCGCCAUGACCGAGGGCUUGCGGGCGGUGCCGAACCUGUACGGCGACCAGGUGCAGAAGCACGACACUAUCGAGGGUUUCCGCAGCGGCGUCUCCGUGGCGGGGAAGACGUUUUGCCACGACAUGAAGGGCGGUCUCACAGACAUCUUUGUCCACACUUACACUGGCAAGAAGGAGCAAGGCGCGGUCGGUGCCGCCAAGGGUCUGGGGAAGGGCGUGGUGAGCUUGGUGACCAAGAGCACGGCGGCCACUUUCGGGCUCGUGAGCUAUCCGGCCCAGGGGAUAUACCGGAGUAUUUGGGCCGCCUCGAACGCGGAUAUGCGGCGGAGCAUCGAGGAUGAGAGGCUGCUCGAGGGGGAUUGGUUGGUCUCGAUGAGCCCGGGCUGGAAGAUGGACCAUGCGGCCAUUGUCGAAGACUUUGAGGGCAUGAAGGGGACCAGAGGGCGAUAA